CAACUGGCUGGACAUCCCACUGCCGGAAUCAAGCAUGGGCAUCAGGAGCGGUACAUCGGGCUAAGCAGCGGGCGGAGGCACGUCAGGCUGUGGCAGCAGGCAGCGGCACGUCAGGCUGGGCAGCAGGCAGAGGCACGUCAGGCUGGGCAGCAGGCAGAGGCACCGGGCCAUGAGGCAGAGCAGCAGGCACGAGGCAUCAAGCUCGACAGCAGGCACCGAGUCAUCUGGCAGAACAGCGGGCACGAGUCACCAAGCUCGACAGCGGGCACCGGGGUUUCAUCUGGCACGACAGCGGGCACCGGGUCAUCUGGCACGACAGCGGGCACCGAGUCAUCUGGCACGACAGCGGGCACCGAGUCAUCUGGCACUGGGACAGCGGGCACGAGUCAUCUAGCCGGACCACGGGCACCGAGCCGGACCACGGGCGCCGAGGCACCGGGCCGGGACCACGGGGCGGCCGAGGCUCAGGGCCGGACCACGGGCAUCGAG
Molecule: messenger RNA, 489 nt
Organism: Staurois parvus
Lineage: Eukaryota; Metazoa; Chordata; Amphibia; Anura; Ranidae
Source: the annotation of a GenBank genome assembly